This is a messenger RNA of Fragaria vesca subsp. vesca, 2666 nucleotides long. RefSeq lists its product as uncharacterized. Gene Ontology annotation, biological process: regulation of mRNA stability; mRNA processing. Gene Ontology annotation, molecular function: poly(A) binding. Gene Ontology annotation, cellular component: nucleus; cytoplasm. The transcript is spliced from 9 exons. Bases 191 to 2269 code for a protein of 692 amino acids. NCBI's taxonomy places the organism in Eukaryota, Viridiplantae, Streptophyta, Magnoliopsida, Rosales, Rosaceae. The record is from RefSeq and is a predicted model, not a curated record.
GAGGAGGUACUUGUUGCUGCAGACCCUCCUCUCUUUCUCUCAAAUACAAAACCCUCGUUUUCUUCCAUUUCAGGAUUCCAACCUAAUUCGCUCCCGGGGUUUCCUAUGCAAAUCCCAACAACCGCCCUUCUCCGUUGGACCCUAUUACUCGCCGGCUUCUUCUUCUUCUUCUAGGGUUUUUGCUUCCGCAAUGGGCAGCGUCGAUCGAGCCGAUGAUCGGACCUUCAAGGUUAAUCUCACCGGCGAUUCUCUUCUUAAGCUCCGCGACAGCGUCGGCGAGAAGCUUAAGGAGUUCAUGGGCGAUUACACCGACGACACUCUUGUGGAGUAUGUCAUAGUCCUUUUGAAGAAUGGCAGAUGUAAAGAAGAAGCGAAGAAUGAGCUGAAUGUCUUUUUAGGGGAUGACAGUGAUUCUUUUGUUUCUUGGUUAUGGGAUCAUCUGGCUUCAAAUACCGAUUUGCAUAUACAACCUCAGGAUUCUUAUAUGGAAGAUGCAAAUAAAAGGAAAUCCGCAUCAGGGGAUGAAACUGGAAUAAAUGAUUCUCAUCGUUUGAGUUCUGCGCCAGACAAAGUUAAGUCUAACAAGUCAUCUAGAAGCCGGCACAACAGAGAAUGGAGAGGACUAGCCAGGGAUGCAGCGGAACCCCCUCCUUUUCUAAGCUCUGAGCUUGGAAAUGUUCAAGUUGAGACAAAAGUUCAUAGCAAGGUUAGUCGUGCUAAAUCUCCUUCGCUGCAGCCUGCAGCUCAGAGGAAAAGAGUUCGGCCUGAUGAGCGGCAGCAUUCAAAGAGGGAGGUAGCUUCUCAAGUGAAUAUCGAUGCCCCUCGUCGGCUACUCCAAUUUGCUGUUCGUGAUGCUCUGACGACUUCCAGGCAAUCCAAUUCAACAACAGAGCCCACCUUAAAGCGUCUCCGUUCUGUGGUUUCUACAUCCACUGGUGACUCAUCAUUGGUUGAUCCUCCUCGGCGACUUCAGUCUGUUGCGAGAGUGCCAAAUUCCAUGGCAACAGUAAUGAGAGCUGUUGCAGAGGCUGCUGAAGAUGUAACAAGAGUUAAAUCUUCAGGAAGUGUGUUUGACCGACUUGGUCGUGGUAUGGAUGUCUCUGAGACCAGUGGGCCACUUGCAUCGUUUAGAGAAGCUGCUACCGAGGAUGUUGAUUAUGAAGAAAUUCAUGAACGCACCCGAUCAACAUAUCUGCAAAGAAGUCAAUACAUUGGGCAGUAUGCUGGGAACUCUAUGUUAGACAGUGAAACUGGCUUGCCUUCUGAUUCUGUUUCAGACAAUGAAGGCUUUGAUGAUGUCAAUGUUAAGGGUCAUAGAGUCGCUGAUGUUUCUCAAACUAGGACAUCUGUUGGAAACAAAGGUGACAGUUCACUGAUGGUGCAGUACAGUGUAGCUAAGAACGGUGAUGAUCUAAGGCGGAUAUCAACUAACAAAGAUCAGGGUCAACCUACUGCUCCUGCAAAUAAUUCUCAUAAAAUCGUGAACAUAUCCGUGAAUGUCAAUGCUUGGAAACCACCCCAUUAUCAGGAGCCAAGAGAGGUAGCUGAGCUGGACGAUUGGAAAUCUGUACAGGAUAUUGAUGCCGGCGCUCCAAAUUCUGAUUUGCGUUUAAUGAAGGAGAACAGCAACCCUGUGCCAGUUAUUAAUGGAAAUGCAAAUCCUGCAGCAGAUUCUCAGAAGGCGCUUUCAUCUUCUACUGAUCGUGCAGGUCUAUAUGCUGCUGGUCGUCCUUUGGAGGAUGCAGAUUCCCGAACUAUCUUUGUUAGUAAUGUCCACUUUGCUGCCACGAUAGAUAGUCUUUCUAGACAUUUUAACAAGUUUGGUGAAGUGCUAAAGGUGGUGAUACUUACUGAUGCAGCAACUGGACAACCUAGAGGAUCGGCUUAUGUUGAGUUCAUGCGAAAGGAGGCAGCAGACAACGCGUUAUCUUUGGAUGGCACUUCCUUUAUGUCACGGAUCCUUAAGGUUGUUAAGAGGAGUGCAGCUCACCAAGAAGCAGCAGCUCCUGCCGUGACAUGGCCCCGCGGAACCCGUGGUUCUCCAUUUUCCACUGCCAGGUUUUCUAGGGCACCAUUCCCAAGAGGCAUGACUGGUGGAUAUAGGCCUCGUGCCUUAAUCAAACCAGGUGCCAGGAGUAUGCAGUGGAAGCGGGAUUCUCAAACCACUCCUGGUGAAAGUGGCACUCCAGUCUCUGGCAUGGCUGUUCCCUCACCCACAGGUCGUAGUCUCACCUAUGUUCGAACAGAAGCUAAGCCAGCAGGCAACUAAUUCAAAGAUCUUAAGAAUGUCAGACUUGAAGUUGCGCGAUGAAUGCUUAAUGUUAGUUGGAAUCCAGCAAAAUGGAGUACAUGAUUUUUGUAUAUGGUCGAGAACAUUGGUACAAGGAAGGUCCAGAGUGGUGAAGGGAAAGGUUUCACUAAUUGCAAUUUUUUUCCGGUUUAUUUUUUGAUAUGGGGAGUAAAGCAGGUUUAAUUCUUCUGCCUGGCAUGGGAGAAAUGAGGGAAAUUAUUUUGGGCGGAGCGGUCAAGUCCUUGGAUGUUUCUUCCGGAGAUACUGUUUUAGGACAAAUUUGUAUAGAGCGGGCGGACAGUAGAUGAUUUCUUUUCGAUGGAUAUGGACAAUAAUAUCUUUUAAUUUGUUUUGUAAUUUUUGUACUCGUUGAAAA